AUCGAGUUUCAGGGUUACCUCGCUUCUAUGUGUUUAAAUAAUCUUUGAUUACUUUCAAUCUUUGUCGUUGUUCUUACGUUUGGUAAUCUAAUUAGUUUUAGUCUACGGUUUGUGAUAAUAUUAGCGUUGCGUAUCGUUCUAAAGUACCGAUAAUGAUAAUUAACCUCACAAGAGCUAAUCUCUGUCUAUUACUUUAUUUAAGAAUUUGACUCAAGAGAGCUUGAAACAGAUUCGAGAAGGAUGCUCCUUAACUUUGAGGAAGGAUGGUCCUCCUUGCAGAAAGGUAUUACUGAGCUGAUAAGGAAUAUAGAAGGAGAGCGUCAACCAGCAUAUAACAAUACGCAAUAUUUGAAUCUUUACUCAACUAUCUACACUAUGUGUACCCAGAAACACACUAAUUACUCACAACAGCUUUACGAAAAUUAUCUUCAAGUAUUUGAAGAUUAUACUAUCCAAACAGUGUUGCCAUCCUUAAGGGAGAAGCAUGGUGAAGAUGUGCUAAGAGAGCUUGUUAGGAGGUGGAAGAUUCAUAAAAUUCUGGUCAAAUUGUUAGGCAAUAUCUUCCAUUAUCUCCACAACUACUAUGUUAUUCGGCGAUCCUUGCCAACACUGAGAGAAGUUGGAUUGACAUGUUUUCGCCGCCUGGUUUAUCGUGAGAUGCACUCCACUGCCAAAGAAGCUGUAUUAGCGCUUAUUCAUAAAGAACGUGAGGGCGAAGAGAUUGAUAGUGAACUAGUGGAAAACGUAUUAGAAGUCUAUGCGGAGAAUGGGAUGGGAACUAUGGAGAGAUAUGAAGAGGAUUUUGAAAGAUUCAUGCUUCAAGAUACUGUAUCUUACUAUUCUCGCAAGGGAUCAAUGUGGAUCGAGGAGUGUUCUAGCUCUGAUUAUUUGCUAAAGGCAUGUCGGAGACUAUGUUUUUAUUCGAUUUCAGGAAAGUAA
Molecule: messenger RNA, 939 nt
Organism: Camelina sativa (false flax)
Lineage: Eukaryota; Viridiplantae; Streptophyta; Magnoliopsida; Brassicales; Brassicaceae
Product: putative cullin-like protein 2
Biological process (GO): ubiquitin-dependent protein catabolic process
Molecular function (GO): ubiquitin protein ligase binding
Source: RefSeq, a predicted model, not a curated record